This is a messenger RNA of Etheostoma spectabile (orangethroat darter), 5497 nucleotides long. It is a transcript of the gene c1qtnf12, whose product is annotated as C1q and TNF related 12. Gene Ontology annotation, molecular function: hormone activity. The transcript is spliced from 9 exons. Lineage: Eukaryota; Metazoa; Chordata; Actinopteri; Perciformes; Percidae. The record is from RefSeq and is a predicted model, not a curated record. Bases 2135 to 3097 code for a protein of 320 amino acids.
UUACCCUGACAUUCUACUCUAACCAAUCCCACUCCUGAUGACUAAUUAUAACAAACGAAGGCAACGAGAACUGGCCAAUCAGAGGGAGAGUAGGAGGGUCAUGCCUUCGCCAUCCUUGGGGAAAAAGAAGCUUCCAGUCAGGCCAACCUACCAACUACCGGUUUUGUUGUGCUUGCCUGUGGUGAGCUUGACGCUGAUUGGCUGCUGCUACCUGCUGCGGUACUGCCAGCGGACACAGGAACUAGGAUGGAGCCCUACUGGAAGGGGAGUUUUUUUUACUCUGUGCUGCAGGCUGCUGCCUCUGGGUGGCACUGUGCUAAAAUUUUAUAAUAUCAAGAAAAGAAAAAAAGAAAUCAAGUAAAAAAAGUGUUAAAGUUGUGAAGUAGCCUAAAAUAUAUGUCUGGUAGCUAACAUGUUAUUUAUUCUAAUAAGAGUAUGAGAGGGCUGGAUUCCCUUUAGACAAUGAGCUGUUGCAGCGAUACCUAGACCAUGUUAUUGACUGAAACCUGCAAUUUACACUACUUGAAAUACAAGUACUUCAUUUAAUUAUUUUCCUGUUAAAGCAUUCAGAAAAGUACGACAUCGUUCCCGACCGUCAACGCAGAAUAAACCAAAACAGGGAUGCGUGCACGGUUGUGUACCUAGGGCACAGUCAGGGUCCUUUGGAAGGUUUUCAAGCAGCAAAAUUACGCAAGAUAAUUCCUCGAGGUCACAAAAAAAAGCACAUUUCUAUUUCGUGCUUGGAUGUAAACACAGGGCUCUGGAGUAGGCUAAUAUUGAGCCAAAAUGACAGACAGACAGGACAGACAGACAGACAGACAGACACGACAGAGACACACACACACACACACACACACACACACACACACACACACACACACACACACAACAGCCGCACACCUUCUCUGCCAAGAACUUCUUCAGCUUGAACAUUUCAUCUAUGAGAUGAAACCGAGCUGAAUAAGCUAGUAAGGUUGCCAAUAGAGGCAAGGGAGAGAAGUUGUGUGUGUGUGUGUGUGUGUGUGUGUGUGUGUGUGUGUGUGUGUGUGAGAGAGAGCGAGAGAGAGACACACACACAGAGAGGGAGUGGGAGAGGGAGGAAGAAGCAGGGGGGGGAAAAGGCAAUGAUAAAACUCCAGUGCGAGUCCUCCUGUGAGCUCAUUCGGAGCAACUGGGACGAGGGACAGGGAGUGCAACGCAAAAAGGGGACAAAUCACUGCUCCCUGACUGGGCCUUGGACUUGUUGGGGGGUGUUAGUGGGGGACACACCUGGGUUGUGUCGACAGAAGCGGAAAAUCUACCUGCUACCUGUGGGGGUGUGUGUUUCGUGAUAGCGGCGAGGAGAGAAGAUCCAAACUUGACCUCAUCCAUCUCCUCCUGGAACUUUGUUCACUCUGCAUCCCCCCCCCACCCCGGGGUGCAUGGUGUGCUGGACAGACAGAUUGAUUUGACCUGCGUCUUCUGAUGAAAGCCCAAAGUUUGCGGAUUUCGCAGCUUUUCCAGCGACCACGCGACUUUGCCGGCGACUGGAUCCACUUCUCCGCGUGAGAAACAGCGGGAGAGAGCCGGGGGGGGGGGGGGGGGGGGGGGGGGGUGGUAGGAAGGAGGAGGAGGAGGAGGAGGAGGAGGGGGUUCGAGAAAGAACAUUGCCAUCCAUCUCUUAGCCCUCACAGCCCACCCUCAGCUUCGGACGCCCCCCCCUCUCUGCCUCUUCUUUUGCCCCCCACCCCUGUAUCCCCCUCCCUCCCACCCUUCUCGGCACCGCACCCCCCAACUGAGCAGAAAGCGUGAAAAAUCUCACUAAUGGGUUUAUUUGCUGUCAGAUCUGCAGCGAUCUGUCACUCCCGUGGACCAUUCUGCUUGACACAUUUCAUAGUUGAGUAAGCCCCUGCGUCGUCAAGAGGGGAGCAACGGCGGGAGCAGACAGUCUCUUGGACAGGGAGUCCCUGAAGCUGCAUUCCUCCAGUCUCCUUCCCACCCCAACCCCCCAACCCCCCACCCCCCCAUUGGGACUUUGUGUUUGGGAGCCUUGUGGGCAUCCUCAGCUUCUGCCUAAUCACACGGCCGAGUCCUCCACAGAAGAUCCAGGCGGUUUCUGCACGGAUUCUGUCGCGGAUCGACAACCGGCGUGACUAUGCGGUGCGGGGCCGGGCCUCUGGCCGUGGUGGCUGCGGUGUUUUGGACUCAGUGUGUUCUUCUGGACGGGGUGGAUGCCAAGAAGGAGAGAAAAAGGCCAAAGGAGGCCACCCCGCAACACACAGAGACCUACAACGCUACGAUCUCCAACAGCGAAGAGGUCGGCGGGAGCAUCAAGAUUUCUGACAACCAGCGAGUGGAUCCGCUGGGAUCAUGGAUGGACUUUGUCAAAAGACCGGUUGGCAACUUCCCUGGAAAGUGUCGCAAACGCAAGCGACCCUUGCCGGGCCCACCUGGUCCCCCCGGACCUCCCGGCCCGCAGGGACCCCCUGGCUCUCCUGGAGCCGAAGUGACCCAGGAAGUUCUUCUCCAGGAGUUCAAAGACAUGAUUAAAGAGGCCACAGAGAGGAGAGCAGCAGCGUUGGACAGACAAACUAGCCCCAGCCAGCUACCUACGGCCCUCCUCACCCUGGAGGGGAUGACCUCCUACCGGCGGAUAGAGGAGGCUUUCCACUGCAAGCUCAAGGGACCUGUGGUGGUCGACAAGAAGACUCUGGUGGAGCUCCAGAACUUUCAGACACCACCAGCUAAAGGAGCCUUCCUCAGGGGGUCGGGAAUGGACCAGUCCACCGGAAGAUUCACAGCUCCCAUCACUGGGAUCUACCAGUUCUCUGCUAACGUCCACAUUGACCACAAUGAGGUGAAGAGGAGCAAGAGCCAGCUAAAGGCCAGGGAUAAUGUUCGGGUGCUGAUCUGCAUUGAAUCACUCUGCCACAGAUACACCUCACUGGAGAUGAUUGUUGGAUUAGAAAGUAACAGCAAGAUAUUCUCUGUCAGCGUGCAGGGGCUGCUGGAGCUACAGGCUGGCCAGUACACCUCCAUAUUUGUGGACAACGCAGCAGGUGCCUCCAUCACGGUACAAAACGGUUCGGAUUUCAUGGGCAUGCUGCUCGGUGUGUAGUCUCACAACAGGAGCAGGGCGUCAUCCAAGCCAUCCACUGCUGCCCUUCAUUGUCUUGUGUUUUUAUUUUAUUAUAAUAUUUUUUUGCAAUGGACUGCUUAUGAGCACCAUCACACAGUACCAAACCACAGGAGAGGUUUGAAGGACGGAAGUGAGGCUGACAUGGACUUGGUGAAAGGACAGUGUAAAGAAGUCAAGGACUUUGUUUUUCACAGUGCACUGCGCCCACUUCCCUGAGGAACACCAAUAAAAUAACCUGAAAAUUGAACAGUGAGUACGCCUGUUACAGUUUAUGGUUUUUCUUUCCCUGAAGACCUUUACAGAAAACCAAAUAUCAAUGUUUUUAAUGUUCUCUGGAUAGAUUUUGAAGAGCUAGGGAACACGAGAAAGUACUAUUUGUAGUAUUUGUGUGUUUAAUAUAUACUGAAUUGUUUUUUGUCUACAUGAUCUAUUAUGUACACAAACUAUAGUUAUUUUGUAUCAUGGAUUAAAUCUCACAUUUAUAUUUGUUAUAUGGUGCAUGGACUUUGAGUACACUGGACAAUGGAAACAUGCUCAAUAGACAGAAUAGGGCUUCACAAAAUCUUGUCCCAAAUAUGUAAUAACUUGUUUUGUAACAGAAAUGUUACUACAUGUUAAGCCACGUAGCGGCGUGGCAUUGUUGGUCAUUUGUUCCACCAUUUUGGUUCAGUCCAAAUUAUCUCAACAACUAUUUGAUAUAUUACCAUGACAUUUUGCACAGACAUGAUGGUCCCAAGGGACUACAUCCUACUGGCUAUGGUGGUCCACUAACUUUUGGGGUUUUGAGCAAAAUAUCGCAACAAUAUUGGAUGCAUUGCUUUUCAAUUUGACACAGACGUCCAAUGUUAGAUGCACACUAAACUAAGAUGGUAAACAUUAUACCUGCUAAGUACAGCCUCAUAGAGCUGCCAACCUGUCUGCAGACUAUUAUGGCGUAUUCAUAUCAACGGAAAAAUGCAUUGUGCGUUGGUUCAGCACGGUAUUUACCACUCCGUGACACCAAGUGGCGCUGUACCAAACGACACCACCUUAGCUACAAUGCCAGUGUCGCAAGCUGUGCAGAUUGCUACAUUUCAUAUACUCAAAUGGUGUUUUAAUGCACGUUCUCAUGAACGGGUUUGUACCAUAGUACUCAGUCAGUUUUGUCUGUUUUCACUGGGAAGUGAACACCGCUCCCCAACUUGAUAGCUCUGUGUUUUAAGACCCUCUCAUCCACUCCGACCUCCUCCGUACUCGGUCCAAAUCAUUCUUAUUCAGCAGCAGUCACAGCUGAAAAUAUCCAGAUUACAGUGCAUUCUUAUUAUUUUUUUUGUAGCUAUGCUGUAUGUACGAGUGGUUCAUGAGAACAGCCUGUUUUAUAACAAACCUGCUAGCUGCAGCUGAUUGCUGAUAGAAUUUAGCCGGGCAAAUAUUCUUUUUUACUAGAUAUGAAGCCAGUUAUGUUAUUUUACACUUGUGGAAAUUCAGACACAAGUAAUUCCGUCUCUCAGUUUAAGCAUGGUCAACAGCGAUUGGUUGUGCGCACAAAGGUCAGUGGUCAUCAAAAUUGAACUUCCUGCACAUCCCUGCUCCGCUCCUGCAGGUAGAUCCUAAAUCAGGAUCUUUUGCAUUGGCACUCAAGGUCUGCACGGUGCUUAGCCCCGCCCAAUACAAUUAUUAUUGGUUUAAAGAAAUGCCAAUAAACCAGAUCAUGUUUUUUUUUCCAUCCAGGAAUGCCGUGUGGACUAGCCAGACCCUCCUCCAGACCCUCUUUUGCAGUGCUGUGGAGGAAGGUCUGGCCAUGCGAGACUAGGGUUAGGGUAAGAAUAACAAUAAGCCAAUCAGAAGCAGAGAAGGGCUGAAUACGAUUGGCCACGAGGUACGUCCUUUGGCGCGGACACUUCUAGCGGAUCCAAUCUAGCAUCUGCCCCCCUGUGCACCACGGACAUCCUCCCAGAGCUGUCCCAACACACCACACACACACAAUAAAAGCUGUUACCGUGACAACGUGAAUACGCCUUUAGUGUCAAUCAAAUCGAGAUUCACCUUUUGACCAAAACCGCUGUAAGAUAUCUUCUUUUUUUUAACCCUAAGAUUAUUAUCACAGUGUAUUUUUUGUUAUCAUUUAUCAUCCGUUUAUUUGUUACUGUAUUUUUAUUCUUUUCUUGAAAUAUACAGUACAUGUUUGUAAUUUAUAAUAGCUAAUACGACAGUAACAUUGAAAAGCCUUGGAUAUGGUAUUUAUGUUUGAGGAAAUGUAUCAAUCACUUGUUGAUUGACACUCUGGUGGACUCUUGAAACCACAGAUUCUUGCAAAAAUCAAAUUAUAUCUUUAUGCUAUUUUUUUAUUACCCAUACCAUGCUGUAAUUUGAAAUUAAACUUUUUUUCAAAUGUUGCCA